Messenger RNA from Arabidopsis arenosa, 1239 nucleotides. The record is from the annotation of a GenBank genome assembly. Lineage: Eukaryota; Viridiplantae; Streptophyta; Magnoliopsida; Brassicales; Brassicaceae.
GAACUAAAAAAUGCAGAAGUUUCCAGAGGUUGAAGAUGAAUCUGCGUAGAUGAUGAUGAAUGGUGCUGGAGAAUGUAUAGGACGUGAAAGAUGCGAGGAAUUAGCAAAGUCUUCUUCGUUUUACCGGAAAGUUUACUCGGAGAUAGAGGAAAUUGGAUGGGAACCGCUAAGGAGAUUAGGUGGAGAUUUAACGUUUUUCAGCUUUCAGAUUUUCGAUAAGAAGGGAAGAGCACAUAACUUAGAAUUUCAACUGAACAGAGACUAUCCUAAUUCACCACCUUCUGUUUCUGCGGAUGUGCCAUACAUGUUUACUUUAGAAUGGUCAACAAGUUCAAGAUUGAAGGAUGUGAUGUACCAAUUCCAAAAGCAUUUGGACUAUCUUCAAGAAUUUUGGUCUGUCUUGGAUGAUAUCGAUAAAUCUCUCUGUAUUGUUGAUGCCAAACAACCAUCUCGCGCCUCUGCUAUCCGCCGGAUUCAUGCUGGAAAUCAUUGCAUCGUCAUUGUUCAUAUCGACUUCAAAGACCCUAAAUCUCUACCAGAGUGCCGGUUUAUUGGUCCUGUGCCUCCAGCUACGCAUAUGAACAGCUUACAUAUGUUAUGGAGAAGAAACAGCAAAAAAUGGUCAAAGGAAAGAUCAUUUCCUGAGAACCUCGAAUGUAUUCUAGGUACUGAGCUUCCAAAGCCUCUAGGUCUCCAAGAGGAAGACAAUCAACAACAAGUUGAAUGUGGAAUUUGCUAUGCGCAGUUUCUACCCACCGAUGAGGAGCUCGGAGCUAGAAGUGGGACACGAACAGAUUACACAUGUGAAAACAUCAGUUGCAACAAGUCUUUCCAUAGCCUUUGCCUCACAGACUGGUUAAGGUCUAUCACAACAACAAGACAGUCAUUUGAUGUUCUGUUUGGGAACUGUCCUUAUUGUUCAGACCCAGUCGCAGUCAAAAUCAACAACAAAUAGAACAGACAACCAUUUGAAACCAUACUUGCUAAUUAGCUGAUUCGGAAAGUUCUAAUGAAACAUGAUACAAAGAGAAGAGUUAGUACAGUGAUGAGUAGUAGUAAGUGAGGACAAAAGUUCCUUUUUACUAUUUUUCUUCUGUACGUUUAAGAUAAGACCCAUGUAGCUUUCAAAUAAGAAAGGUGAAUGUACCUUCUUUUUUCCUUUGUGGCCACUCAAUCCCAAAGCUGAUCUAUCAAUCACCAUCAAUGUGGAGUUUCAAGCAAUAAUAACUCUUUUACUUA